Messenger RNA from Frankliniella occidentalis (western flower thrips), 4590 nucleotides. Its product is annotated as zinc finger protein 484. Gene Ontology annotation, molecular function: protein binding; zinc ion binding; RNA polymerase II transcription regulatory region sequence-specific DNA binding. Gene Ontology annotation, cellular component: nucleus. Gene Ontology annotation, biological process: regulation of transcription by RNA polymerase II. The record is from RefSeq and is a predicted model, not a curated record. Lineage: Eukaryota; Metazoa; Arthropoda; Insecta; Thysanoptera; Thripidae. The transcript is spliced from 14 exons. Bases 242 to 3610 code for a protein of 1122 amino acids.
CAACCGUUACGUUUUGCGUGAGCGAAGGCGAAGAGACGCCACCUUGCCGAAUAGCGAGGGUUUUUGUAGUUUUUCAAGAAGGCUCUCCAGAUUGAAAUAUUUUGUCGGCGGGUGUUAGUACUCAUGUUUAUUUUCUGUUGCCUCUGUUAGUAAUCAUAAUUGAUUCAGGCAAGCCCACUUGGAGGUGUAUCAUUUAGUGGUUGUGGAUUCCGGAUGAGGUAGGCCCUGGUUGUCUGUCAUCAUGAAGGUUGUUUUGAAGAGUGUAUCUGGGGAAUCUAUCACAGUUCAAGUGCACGCACAGGAUACGGUAGGGGAUCUGAAGAAUCGGAUCCAAACUCAAAUGGGAAUUCCAUUUGACUUCAACCAACUGAAGAUUCAAGGAAAGCCUCUCACUGAUGACACUUUAGUUGUUGAAUAUUUUUCCCCAGCUGCUGAUAAAAAGACUCGUGAACCUGUACCUGAUCAAGGGAGAUGGGAUAUUCCACCGUUAGAGUGCGCUGUGCCAGGCUGUGGCAAUUCAAAGUCAUCUACACCCGAUCGGUCAUUUUUCCGUUUUCCAAUUCACACUGCUAACCGAUGCCAGCACUGGGUUGUGGCCUGUAGAAGAACUGAUCUCAUUGACAAAGCCCCUGCAUUUCUGAAUCAUCACUAUGCUAUCUGCUCUGACCAUUUUGCACUGGAUCAGUUCACAAAUGCAUCUCGAAAAGUGUUAAAGCGUAAAGCUAUCCCCAGCAUCUUUACUUGGCACUCUGAGGAGAGCAAUGAAUUUAUAACUCCAGAUGCCCUUCACUCUGAUUCCAUCCAAAUAAAUGAAUCAACACCAGUAAUGGUCAAAAUGGAACCUGUGGAUGUGGGUACUUCCUCUCCCAUAACAUUACUCUCAGCUGAUAUGCCAGUAGUCAGUAUGGAUGUUUCUGGUUCUGUAAGUGCUGAGAACAUCAUGGGGGAUAUCAUAAGUGAUGAUGAAGAAGAUGAUGAUGAAGGAAUGGAUGCUGAGGAUGAAUUUGAAUUGGACGAUGAUUCAGACACCAUACACCCUGGUCUUUUGUGUCGGCUUUGUGCAAAUACUGUUAGUGACCCUGUUUAUAUAUUCAGUGAAAAUGGAAAAGACUUGGAGCUAGCAGCCAAAAUCAACAUUUGUUUACCUGUUACAGUUAAAAGGACUGAUCCAUUGCCCAAACAGCUGUGUGUUGACUGUAAAUCAAAAUUGGAUGAAUAUCACGAGUUUGCUGAAGUGUGUGUUCAGGCAGAGGAAAAACUUCGUCUUCUCACAAAAAAGAAAAAUUUCAAAGUCUUGAAGCGUGGUACUAAAGAAACAACAGGUGUUGUCCCAAAUGCACAUACUCCACUUCAUAAUGAAAAUGAUCAAAAUGGGGCAGAUGAGAAUGAUUUACAAUCAAAAUCGUCGAAAGCUCCUACUUCUUUGAGACUUGUUGGUUCUGACUACUGCUGUCCCCUUUGUGUGGAAGGAAGCAUGACUCAGGAUGUUGAUUCUGAACCAGAUGUGGAGUUUGAUGGAAUGCACCAAAAGAGAGAGUUAGUGCGUGCAUUCAGGAGGAAAGCUCGUCACUUGAGAAAUGCACCAGGACUCAUGCCCGGCAUGAAAAUUGAAGACUCGGAGGAAGAGGAAGAGGAUUUCGAUGAAGAUGAUGACUCUUCUGAAACUACUGAAGCAGAAGGGGAUGGUGAAGGAAGUCAAGAAGCGGAUGGUAUCAUUGCUGAGCUAAAUACAACAGCUGGAGUUUAUGCAACUUUUGUUGGCAACACAGAUGAUCUGUGGAAUGAUGAUGAUGACAAGUCAGACUUGGGUACAGAAUGCAGCUACCCCAUGAGUGACUCAGAAAAUUUGGCUUCUAUACCUGAAGAAAUGGAAAUUCAGAUGCAGCUUGAGGAUGGACGGCAUGAAGUAAUUCAAAUUGAACGGGACACCAUUUGUCGACACUGUGGUGAACCAUUCCCUGCCCUUGAACCUGCAUUAGAACAUUCAAAGGUACAUGCUGAUGUAAAUAGCAAUCCAUGUGCUCUGUGUGACCUAGCUUUUGAAAGUAUAGAAGACCUGCUUGAGCACUUCAAAGAGCAUCGAGAAGAGGAACUAAACAGGAGACGACGAGCUCUGAACCGACUCCAAUGUGAAACUUGUGGACGUCGUUUUAACAAGGAAACCACCAUGGAAAAACAUCAAUGUGCUGUUGUUGCCAAAAGCAAGGAGAAACGAGCAUUUAGAUGUCUGCAAUGCAAAAAGGCUUACACAUCAGAAGAUAGACUUCUGUUCCAUCAGCAGUUUCAUGAUGGUGCUCCAGCAAAUCUCUGCAUACCAUGUGGCAAGAUGUUUGAAACUGAAAGUGCACUUUACCAUCACUCAAGGAGUGUUCAUCAACGAGAAAAGCCAUUUGUUUGUGAAACUUGUGGUAAAAGAUUCCAUUCUAAUGCUAGACUGAAAACUCACAUGAAUUUCCAUACAGGAGAUAGACCUUUCCCGUGCAAGAUGUGUGACAAGAAGUUUAUGGACAAGGAUACUUUGAUGAGUCACAUGGUUGUGCAUAUGAAUGUGAAGCCUUAUCAAUGUGAACAUUGUGGUACUUAUUGUGGUCGAAAACAUUUACUCAAGAAGCAUUUAGCAUUAUUCCAUGGUGAACAGAUUAAUAAAAAACGCACUCCAUCUCUUAUUCACUAUGAAUGUAAAAUUUGUCAGGAAACUUUUACCACAUCAUCAGAAGUUGUUCUGCAUCGCACUCGACAUUGGGUUGUUCAGGAAGGGCAAGCUGUAGACCCCAGCAAAGUACACAUUUGUGAGUACUGUGGUGAUGUAUUCUCUCACGGAAAUUCUUUGGGCAAACAUAGAAGAGAAAUGCACCCCGAUGAGCAGCCUUAUGUGUGUAGUAUUUGUGGUUCUACUGCGGGCACUUUGUAUGAGGCAAGAGAACAUCGCAGGACUCAUACCAAUCAGGAAGAUAUAUCUGAACCCGAAGUGGGAAAGAAAAAGCGCCGCAAACAUUCUCUCAUUCCUAAGCUCUACUUUUGUGAUGAGUGUGGAAAAGGAUUCAUGUCCGAACGACCUUAUCAAAAGCAUUUACGGUCCCAUCAAGCACGCCAAGAGAAAAAUCUUAUGUGCCAAGUUUGUCAUAAAAAGUUUGCUGAAAAACAAAGACUUUUGGAGCACAUGCAGAUUCACACGGGUAUCAAGCCUUACGAAUGUUCUGUGUGUGGCCGUCGAUUUUCCCAGACCAGUUCUAUGUAUACUCAUGCUCUCAUACACACUGGUGAGAAACCCCAUUCUUGUGAUUUGUGUGGUCGUGGGUUCCGAAUCAAAGCAGAUCGCGACAAUCACCGACGCACUCAUACCGGUGAGAAACCCUAUAAGUGUGAAUGGUGUGGUCAACAGUUCAGGACGGGACAGGUAUAUUAUCAACAUCGCAUGAUUCACACUGGAGAAAGAAGAUUUCCUUGUGAUGUUUGUGGGAAAGCAUUCAAACGGUCGCACACACUAGUUGUUCACAAACGCAUUCACACAGGUGAAAAGCCUAAUAUAUGUGACAUAUGUGGGAAAUGCUUUAGGCAGAGGAGUGACAUGAGGAAACACCGCAACCUCCACGGAACUACUCAAUCAUAAAUCAGCAUUUGUGAGAAAAAGUUUGUACUAGUCCAAAUCGUAAAUAUAUAGAGAAAUCUCUCUCCUUGAUUGUACCAUGAUGACAUGGGAUAGUGUUGAAAUGUAUUUCUGAUCUUGUCUGCAAAGGUGUGCUAUAAGUUAAGUCAAUAUGUCAAUCUAUAAUCCAAGUUGAGAAAGUUUGGCUCAAUUAUAUUUUAAAGAUUAAAGACUACUUUUGUCUUGUGGGAAGAUACAUUGAUCACUCAUUCUUGAUUUUCUCCAUUUUACCUACCCAACAUGAGAAACCUGUAAAUCGUGCCAAUUUCAUUAUUAUGUAAUCAAAGAUGAGUGACUAAUUAGAUCUUCUUAAUUAAUUAAGGUUUAAUAUUAUAAUUCAAUCUUCUCUUAUUGAUUUGGAGUUAAAUGAAUGGCAUAGGCUGUGUUUAGAAUUAUCAGACUUAUUAUGUUACGAUGAAAUUCUAUGUGUAAGUGUUAACAUUAGUAGUAUUGUUAGAGUAUUUCCACUGCAAUAAAAUUUUUAUUGUCUUAAUAAAAAUCUAAUAUUGCUUUCCACAAUUCUUCCACAGUACCGAAGCAGUUGUCUUAACUUGAUGGUUCUAUUUCAUUGAAUGUUUGGCUCUGUGCUUUCCUUGUGUAAGGAAUGAGUAGUUAGGUGUGGUACUGUGUUCAUAUAUUUUGAAAAAUAUUUUUAGAUCACUUAAUGUAUUGAAAUGGAUGAAAUUGCCAGUCUUUUGUUGUAUUAAAAUUGAUUGUUGCCUUAUCUCCAGUUUUUAAUAGAUUUAAAAUAAAAUCAAGACUGGUGAAACUCAAAUGCCUUGCUUCCAUUACUACAAAAAUAUUCCUGACCCAUUAGCUUAAAAUAGCGGGUGGUCCUGAAUUGGUCCUUUUCUAAUGUUUGUUUUUCUUGUACUUUGUUCCUAGUAUUCAAAUGCAUGUAUGUGUCUGAAUAAGUGAGCUCACAAUACACUAGGCCAUCUAGA